This is a messenger RNA of Terrapene triunguis (Three-toed box turtle), 3857 nucleotides long. It is a transcript of the gene SLC39A14, whose product is annotated as solute carrier family 39 member 14. Gene Ontology annotation, cellular component: membrane. The coding region runs from base 685 to 2154 and encodes 489 amino acids. Gene Ontology annotation, molecular function: zinc ion transmembrane transporter activity. The transcript has 10 exons. Gene Ontology annotation, biological process: intracellular zinc ion homeostasis; zinc ion import across plasma membrane. NCBI's taxonomy places the organism in Eukaryota, Metazoa, Chordata, Testudines, Emydidae. The record is from RefSeq and is a predicted model, not a curated record.
CACACGUAUUAAUCAUCCUAAGGUAAAAAACACACCACCGUUACCACUGAAGACAGGACCCAAGCCACAUGUAUUGCUUAGCAGGCAUCUUUUUAAACUCUAAAGCUCUGACAUAUGUGAGAGCAGUGCUGUAACUUUUACUGAAUUGAAUAGUCAUUCUUGUUCCACGCUUGCACCUCAGGAUACAGAGCUGGCAGAGAGAAAUUUGGGAGUGGUGUGAUCUUAGUGACAUGCUCAUAGUUUCCAUGAAUUCCAGCAGCUCAGACUUCUGGGAAGAUGUUUUUGUGUGUAUGUGGUGUUAGUUAAAAAUUUCUUCUGCAGUCAGUAUAAUGCACUUACUGUAUUUACUGAGCAGAUGACUUAGGUUGUCAGUUUUAAGCAAGGCAGGAGGUGGUUAAUAGGCUGUAUAUUUGACCCGGAGCUGUUUAAAUAUAUUUUAUCUGGAAAAGGGGGUUGGACAGAGAGGUGGCUGCAUUUGCAGUGGAGACAAACAUUCGCGGGUUAGCUAGAACUAAAGGAUUAUGAGGAACGUCAGAGGGACCUAACAACAUGGUAUCAAAUGAAAUUCACUGCAGGGACUCUGAGCUCCGCUGCCCGUGAGCGUUCAGCGUGCCCUGCUUGCCGGCGCCUGUUCCAGGUUACUCCAGCGUGUCUCUGGACCGGACUAAGGAUCGCCUGGUCACCAUGAUCCUGGGUUUGAGUCCCCGACACCCCCUCCUGGUGAUGCUCUGCCUCCUGGGCAUCUCCUGCCAGGUGCGGGGUGGCACGGACGCCUCGCCGCAGCCCGCCGUCACUGCAGCUUCCUUCCUGCAGGAUCUCCUGCGCCGGUACGGCGAGAGCGACGUGCUGACCCUGCAGCAGCUCAAGGCCCUGCUGAAUCGCCUCGAUGUGGGGGUGGGGCACGAGAACAUCUCCCGAUCGGAGCCGCAGCGCAGGAACCUCUCCCGGUGUUUCAGCUCCUCCGAGCUCUUUGCCGCCCACAACCUGAGCGAAGGGUCCCAUGUUGGCCCGAGCAAGUUCCAGGAGUUCUGCCCGACCAUCCUGCAGCAGCUGGAGUCUCGGGCGUGCACGGCAGAGAACCUAGAGAACGAGGAGAAUGAGCAGACGGAGGAGGGGAAGCCCAGCUCGGCGGAAGUCUGGGGUUACGGUUUCCUCUGCGUGACCGUCAUCUCCCUCUGCUCCCUGGUGGGAGCCAGCGUGGUGCCCUUCAUGAAGAAGACCUUUUACAAGCGGCUGCUCCUCUACUUCAUAGCUCUGGCGAUUGGAACUCUCUACUCCAAUGCCCUCUUCCAGCUCAUCCCCGAGGCCUUUGGAUUCAACCCUAAGGAGGAUUAUUAUGUCUCCAAAUCUGCAGUGGUCUUUGGGGGCUUUUACUUGUUCUUCUUCACAGAGAAAAUCCUGAAGAUGCUUCUCAAGCAGAAAGAUCAGCACCAUCAUGGGCACAGCCACUACAGCCCUGAGACCCUCCCCUCCAAGAAGGACCAGGAGGAAGGGGUCACUGAAAAACUGCAGAAUGGGGACAUGGAUCAUAUGAUCCCUCACAGAACCAGUGAGCUAGAGUGCAAGAACCCAUCUGUGGAUGAGAAGGUCAUUGUGGGCUCUCUGUCUGUCCAGGACCUGCAGGCUUCCCAAAGUGCGUGCUACUGGCUGAAGGGGGUGCGAUACUCUGACAUUGGCACGCUGGCCUGGAUGAUCACCCUGAGUGACGGGCUCCACAACUUCAUCGACGGCCUGGCCAUCGGUGCCUCCUUCACCGUGUCUGUCUUCCAAGGGAUCAGCACCUCCGUGGCCAUCCUCUGCGAGGAGUUCCCCCACGAGCUGGGUGACUUCGUCAUCCUGCUAAACGCCGGAAUGACAAUCCAGCAGGCGCUCUUCUUCAACUUCAUCUCGGCCUGCUGCUGCUACCUAGGAUUGGCCUUUGGGAUCCUGGCCGGCAGCCACUUCUCUGCCAACUGGAUCUUUGCUCUGGCUGGUGGGAUGUUCCUCUACAUUGCGUUGGCUGAUAUGUUCCCGGAGAUGAAUGAAGUGAGCCAGGAGGACGAGCGGAACGGCAGUGCCUUGAUUGCCUUUGCUAUCCAGAACGCAGGGCUGCUGACCGGAUUCAUUAUCAUGCUGCUGCUCACCAUGUUCUCAGGCCAGAUCCAGAUAGGGUAGGGACGGGCCUGGUUUGAUUGGGCUUUCCCACGUCGGACUGCAUACGGACUGACGGCACCUGUAUGAGACAUCAGCGUUGCAAAAGCACUACAGAAAAGAGGCAUUUUUUUUAAAACUAUCCCAUAGACUUUGUAUCGUUUAUUUCAGGGGGGCUGAUGAAGCUCCUUGCCCUAGAUCUAUAGUGACCCAAGGACCUGUAUCCAGUGUAGCGUCCCUUCCUCUACUCUCCUUGCAUCAAAGGGACUCCUGGGAAGGACGUGUGAGAGGAUCAGGAGAAUGGACUCUCUGGCUGCAUCGUCCCCUUCGGAGAGCUCCAACCAUGGACAUUACUUCUUUCCUUCCUCUUCGGGUGGCUGCGGAUGGGGGAUGGAUGUGGUGUCGGCGCUGGACGGGAGGCCACUUUACCAAGGCAGAUGCUGUGCUUGAGGCUUGUACUAGUCCAUCCCUCGUACUCCAUCCCUCCAUGGGCAAUGGAAAUGUGAGGCAUAGGAACAGCCGUGGGUCCCAGGACAGCCCCAGUAUUUACAUGCGUUACCUGUAGCCUCCAAUGCUCCGGUUGUGCAGGUAGCCGGUGUUUCUCUUUAGCAUGGGGAGCAUGCCUGCCUUUUGGACCUAAAUAUGGAGUCGAGACCUGUUCGAGAGCGGCUCUUUCCUCCAAAAGCUUCACUUGCCAGCAUCUCUGCAGUGUGCGCUGGGCUGGAGGAAAGGGGCGGAGUGUGAAAGCGAGAUGAAGAGGUCUGGGAAGGUCGCACAGGGAGAGGGAUGAGCAAGAACGUAUCCUGCUGCUGUGCUGGAAUGAUCCUUUCCUGGCACAGGUAGUGGAUACUGAACUGGGCAGGCAGCCUUGGUUUCCCUGCUCUCCUAGUCACAGCUGUUGCUGCUCUUGUCUCUUCCCACUGGCUGCACGGGCAACACUGAAGAUACCAGGGCAGAAGAAGUGUUUGACAUGCAGUCAGACUGGCUUCGGGGGGGGCGAGGGGGGAGUUUAAUGAACUAUACAGUUGCAUCUGGUGGUCAGAAUUACUGUAAUGGACACUUCUGGGUGGCUUCCAGGAGGUAGAACAGCCAAACACCGCUGCCUCUUGCAGGAGUCCCUCCACAAAGAGGAAAAGUGCUUAGAUCCCUCCAUCCUAACUCGGGACACUUUGAGAGCAGAGGGAGCGGAGCCGUGAAGCGCAGAUGCUGCAGGAUCUCACCAUUGCAAGGGAAGAGCAUGGCAGCUGCAGUCAGACCAGGGCGGUGUGGAACACAAGUCCUGGUGCCAGUUUCUCAGGCCUUCCUGCGAGAGCGAUCCUUACACUGUGACCAGGUUCACUUGGAAUUGGACAUCUGGUUUUAAACACUGACACUGCUGAGUUUCAAGGUUUUUUAAAAAUACUGUACGUUUCUUCAGGGCACAGGGUCCCAGGAACACAGGCUGUGGAACUGGAACCCAGCUCUGGGUAGCAGUAGGAGCUGGGAAGGGAGUUAAAGGCAUUUCAGAGCUCUGCUUCUGGGCUAGCUUUCCUCCGAUUCACUAGGUGAACCGACUUAUUGUUAAUGUUUGGUCCCUUCAGCUUGGGCAGGGAAUGAGGUUCCAGACUCUGCCUCCCAUGGUUGUGAAUUUAUGGCUGCUGACUAACAGAAGUUCCUGCCUCUGCUACUAGCUUGUUGGGUGACCUUGGGCUAGUCGCUUCCCCUCCCCCCCCCUUUCUGUGCCUCCA